Messenger RNA from Salvia splendens (bonfire salvia), 996 nucleotides. RefSeq names its product protein FAR1-RELATED SEQUENCE 5-like. The transcript has 4 exons. Lineage: Eukaryota; Viridiplantae; Streptophyta; Magnoliopsida; Lamiales; Lamiaceae. Bases 1 to 996 code for a protein of 331 amino acids. The record is from RefSeq and is a predicted model, not a curated record.
AUGGAUUAUGAAACGCCAUCUACUUCUCAUGUAGAAAAUCAGUUACUCGUAGAUGACAUUGUGGAGAAUACAGAUUUAAAUAUUCCAGAAUGCCCAAUAGAACUUAAACCAUUUGUUGGUCGUAGCUUCCCUACUUUGGACAACGCAAUUGAGUUCUACGAGAACUAUGGGCGACGCGUUGGAUUUGAUACAAGGAAGAACGGUUCAAAGAAGGUUGAUGAUAUCACCUUAUGGUUUUACAUGGUGUGUAACAGAGAGGAUUGUGCUGGAGCUAAUAUCGGGCCAUCUCUAACUUUCAAGCUGCUUACUGAGUUGAUGGGCGGUUAUGAGUCUGUUGGUUGUACUGUGUUGGACAUUCGCAACUAUACACGGGAUAUCAGAAGAUACGCUGAAGGAUGUGACGCCCAAAUGAUCAUAGAUGAGUUGAAGAAGAAGAAGGAAAAUUGUGAUGUCUUCACGUACGAGUAUGAAGUUGAUUCCCGGAGUCGUUUGAAUCAUUUGUUUUGGUGCGAUCCUAUAGCCAAGAUGAAUUUCUUGCAAUUUGGUGACAUUGUUUCUUUCGAUACUACGUACUCAACUAACAGGUACUCAAUGAUUUUUGCUCCGUUUAUUGGUAAGGAUAACCAUGGUCGUGCAGUGACAUUUGGAGCUGGUUUGUUUUGUAGUGAGAGUGCGGAUUCGUUCUCUUGGCUUUUUAAUCAGUUUGUGAAAUGCAUGGGCAUACAUCCGAAGUUGAUAAUUACUGAUCAAGACUUGGGCAUGAAAGUAGCUGUUGAAAAAGUUCUUGUGAACACACGGCACAGAUGGUGUAUGUGGCACAUCAUGGCAAAGGUAGCUGAAAAGGUUCCUAAGUCACUUCUUGGAAAUAAUGAUUUUAAAAAGGAUUUGAAUUCAUGCGUUUGGUCUGAGUUGAUUGAACCUACUGAGUUUGAAGAAAAGUGGAAGAAUGUGAUGGAGACUUAUGAUCUUGUUGGCUCUGAAUGGGCUCACAUUUAG